AUGCCGGGACGAAGAUUUGAAACGUACAUAUUUGGAUUGUUUAAUGAGAACUUAAAACCCGGUUCUGCAGCGGAGAGAAAUUUCGGGUUAUUUCGACCCGAUAUGACUCCUGUUUACAACAUUGGCCUCAUGCGUGGUGGAGGUAACAAUGGGGGGAAUGCAUUACCAGCACCAUCGGGAAACCAAUGGUGUGUGGCGAAACCGGGGGCCAGUGACGCCGGGCUAGGAUCAGCCUUAAAUUGGGCGUGUGGCCAACCCGGAAUAAAUUGUUCACCGGUUAACACCGGAGGACCCUGCUUCGAGCCCAACACAGUCAGUGCCCAUGCAUCCUAUGUCAUGAAUGCUUACUAUAAGGCCAAGGGUUCGCAGCCUCACAACUGCGACUUCUCUGGCACCGCGAUGAUCACUCACACCAACCCAAGUCAUGGAACAUGUCAUUAUUAA
This is a messenger RNA of Impatiens glandulifera, 444 nucleotides long. RefSeq names its product glucan endo-1,3-beta-glucosidase-like. Gene Ontology annotation, molecular function: hydrolase activity, hydrolyzing O-glycosyl compounds. The coding region runs from base 1 to 444 and encodes 147 amino acids. Gene Ontology annotation, biological process: carbohydrate metabolic process. The transcript is spliced from 3 exons. Lineage: Eukaryota; Viridiplantae; Streptophyta; Magnoliopsida; Ericales; Balsaminaceae. The record is from RefSeq and is a predicted model, not a curated record.